AUGGGACUCCAGCGCCCCCUGCAGGAACAGACGGGGGACGACACUCAGGCUUCAUCUGUUAAUAUUUACAGUCUCUGGUAACUCCUCUGAAAAGUAUCUUUCACCUCCUCGACGUCAGGUAGAUCAAAUUUAAAGUUUUCUCAAAGCGCCAUCCCGAUUUAACGACCUCUUCAUCGUCCGUGUUUUUACUUUUCAAAAUAAUCUCGCUGGAACAUUUCUUGAAAAACAUUCACCCGCUGCAUCAGGUUUGUGAUCUUAUUUCUGCCACCAAUAAAACUGAAGCUCUUCUUCUUCUUCUUCUUCUUCUCUGGUUACUGGGAGGUCAGACGGGGUCAGCAGCCGACUCCUGCAAGUUCAACCUGCAAGGUCAACGGUCGACAGAGACACGUGUAUAUGUGUGUGUGUGUGAGUGUGUGUGUGUCUAUAUUAGGAGGCAGAUGAAGCUCCUGAUGUCCAAACAGGAAGCUCAUCUUUAAUCUUCUUCUGCUGCUGCCAGUGGUGUGAGCGCUGACAUGGAGCUGCAGAGGUCGCUCAGCUGUGACGACGACGAGAUGGUGGCGGACUAUGAGUCGUCUGUCACUCAGGAGAAAAAAGACUCUGCUCGUCCAGUCAGCGUAAAGACGGAUAAAUCCGGUCGUCUUCUGCUCGAGACUCCUGCUGACCUUCAAAAUCUUCUUCUUCUGAGGAAAACUAAGAAAGAGCAGAAAGCAGCUGUGAGGAAAUCUGCAGCGCCCCCUGCUGCCCCGGUGGUGCCGUAUUAUGUGGACGAGGAGGAUUUCUUUAAAGCCUGCGAUCAGAAUCAGCUGCUGUUGAUUGACAGGUACCUGGAGACAGGCGGAGACGUCAACGCCCGGGACUCGUUUGAACAUACAGGCCUGCACAGAGCGUCCUCUAAAGGUCACACAGAGGUCAUCACUAAGCUGAUUGAAGCCGGAGUGAACGUCCACCUGAGAGACAAGUUGUGGUUGUGUGCAGCUCAGGUCCACGUGUCUUCACUGCGUCUGUCGAGGAGGAAACGUGAGCGCGCUCAAACUGCUGCUGAACCACGGAGCGGACAUCACAGCGAAGGACAAGCUGGACAGCACUCCUCUUCAUGUCUCUGUGAGGACCGGACAUCAAGACUGUGUCGAACAUCUGAUUCACUGCGGAGCCGAAGUCAACACACAGGACAAA
Molecule: messenger RNA, 1173 nt
Organism: Labrus bergylta (ballan wrasse)
Lineage: Eukaryota; Metazoa; Chordata; Actinopteri; Labriformes; Labridae
Source: RefSeq, a predicted model, not a curated record